Messenger RNA from Bombus terrestris (buff-tailed bumblebee), 4793 nucleotides. RefSeq lists its product as uncharacterized. The transcript has 11 exons. Gene Ontology annotation, biological process: monocarboxylic acid transport; transmembrane transport. The record is from RefSeq and is a predicted model, not a curated record. NCBI's taxonomy places the organism in Eukaryota, Metazoa, Arthropoda, Insecta, Hymenoptera, Apidae. Bases 1702 to 3630 code for a protein of 642 amino acids. Gene Ontology annotation, molecular function: monocarboxylic acid transmembrane transporter activity.
AGUUAUAGUAUAUAGAAUAUUAUAUUAUAUAUCAAUACAUAAUAUAUUUACAAUUUAUAUGUUGGUGACGUUGAUGUACAUUCGUGAAAUAAAGAAUACCAGUUACAUCAAUUCCUAAAUUUAUAGAUAUACUGUACUGUACAGUCGGACACUGUAACGCGGUACUCCCAUAACGACGACUAAAAAUUGCGCCAUGCGUAUGACACGAUGAAGAAGUUGUUGGAAAUGACUCAUUUCUGAUAUGAAAAUAUGCGUACGUUUGAAUUUAUUUGAAACUUAGUUUUGCAUUAACUCUUGUGCGACAAGGAGGGAUUGUUUACAGCGUGCAUUAUGUAAAAGUUAUUAUCGCGGAACGCAUAUUAUUUUGUCAUACUAAAAAAAGACCACAUAUUUAUUUAGUUAUAGUCUUUUUUGUGCUCUUGGAUUCAUAUAACGCGAAAUCUGUAUAACACGGAACGUGUAUCUCCCGUUAUAGGCAGUCCUACUGUAUUGUACCAUAAACUGUGUUGCAAGGAAAAUCUAGACUAUUAAUAAAACAAAUCAGAGAAAGAGAUUAAAUUUCGCAAAAGAUAAUAAAAAUAAGAUGUAAAAAAGAACUAAAUAUCAAUAAAGAUAUUUGAGAUAUAGCUAUGUAUUCAAGUAAAAGUAAAUUAACAUGUUUAGUUCAGAUGGAUACAAUUAUGUGCGAAGAUAUAAAACUUAUGUCCAACAGUAAAUCACGGAUUUUAUAAAAUAUAUAUAAACAUGUAUCAAUCAUACAUAACAUAAAUAUAAACAUAUUUGUGUGUGUGUUUAAGUUAUUCAAAAAAUUGUACGUAAAAUUAAAAAAAAAAAAUUAUUAUCGAAUAUCAAUAGUAGAUUUACUUGCAGGCAGAUAAAAAUAAAUCCAGGAAUUAACACGGAAAGAACUAAAUUUAUAAAAGAAUUAAAUUAAAGAAAUAAAAAUUAGAUAAAUAUGAACUAGACAAAUAGGAAUUAGAUAAAUAGGAAUUAGAAAAGGUAUGUUUGAGGGAACGAGCGCAAAAUUUGAAGAACCUUACGUAAAAAAGGAUAUGAUAGUAGGAUGGCCAGAAUUGCCAGAAAGAAAUCUUGGGAAAGGAAAUCAAAGAGAAAAAUGUUUAGAGUUCGUUAAAAUCUGUUAAAUCAUGAUAAAAAAUUGUAUUAAACUGUUAUAUUUUCUGAUGAAACAAAAAUAAAUUUAUUUAAUGUGAGCUCUAUAACUCCGCUAAUCUUCACCAUCAACACAGAUGUACGUUAAAUUUUGAAAGUAAUUAUGUAUUUGAUUGAUGUUGUUAUUGACAUAUAGAUCUAAUUAUGACAUGACGUACUUUAGGUGUUACUCGAGAUAGUUUGUGUGAUAUGACAACAAUAAUAAAAUAGGUCUUAUAGGUAUAGGAUAUUUAAUAAACAAAAUAAACCUCAAAACAAAAAACUCAAAAACAAAACUCUGCUGUUAUUAUUGGUAUAAGAUUAUUAUAGAUAUAGGAUUGAUAUCCUAUACCUAUCAUCACUGUUCUGUACACAGUGCUCCGCGCAGCCGGAUAUACUGUAAUCUUGUAAAUAGAAAAGAAUUUCAUCAGGUAUUAGUUUAUUAUUUUUAAGAGAUUAAUGUAGACAAAACAAGAGAUUAAUGUAGACAAAUGUAGACAAAAUAGAUGCACAAAUUUGCGUACAAAUCUUGUGGAAUUCAGUCGUGUAAUCAUGUCUACUAAAAAAGACGAAGUGUUAUUUAGUGAAAAUGAAAAUACGCCAGAGAAAGAAACAGAAAAUGUACAUAAUUCCGAUGAAAAUUUUGAUCCACCUGACGGUGGCUGGGGUUGGGUUGUAGCAGUAGCAGUUGGAUUUUCUAAUCUUUGUGUAUUAACAAUGUUGCAAUCUUUCGGAUUAAUAUUUAGAGACAGAUUUGCAGAACUGGGAAUCAAUUCGUCACAAACAACGACUAUAAUAAAUAUAAAUUUUGCAGUAAAUUCAUGCACUGGUUUAGCUAAUGGUCCCCUGUUUAGAAAAUACAGUUAUAGGCAAGUAACUUUCGUAGGCUCUCUAAUUUGCGCUGUAUCGAUCACAGCAUUGUCGAUGACAAGAACUUUUACCGGAGCUUUAAUUUUCUUUUCUAUUUUAUACGGUGCUGGAUUUGGUAUAACGAUGUCAUCAAAUACUAUAGCUUUAAAUGCUUACUUCAAAAAGCAACUAAGAACCGCUAUGAGCCUUAGCUAUACCUGUGCUGGCAUAGGACCAAUAGUAAUGCCGCAUAUAAUUACAUUGCUGAUGCCAAUAUAUGGUAUGGAAGGCACUAUACUUAUUUUUGGCGGUUUUAUAUUUAACUCCAUAGUUUGUGCUCUUCUGUUGCAACCUGUUUCUUGGCAUGUAAAAAAGAGACAAGAUAUAGAAAAAUCUCCGAAUAUCAAAAACGCGAAUGCCGAAGAAUUGCCAAUGACUGAUAAUAUAACAACGAAUGUUACUUCUCAAAGUAGAUCGUUGGAAAAUGUUGCCAAGAAUACGCAAAGUAAUUAUAGUAUUUUGAAUCUUGUGAAAGAAAAGUUUGGAAGCCAAUAUUUGUAUUACGACGAUAAAGAAUAUGGUGCUUGCGGUAUAGACGUAAUGAAUCCUGGAAUACCAAUGAUGUCCCGAGCUAAUGAUGGAUGGUUCUCUAGAAGAAAUACUUCAACUACGUCGCUGACGUGUAAAUCAUCGAAAAAGGAAAGCUUGCCACGGACUUCAAGCUCAACGCCAUCAUUAAAUUUAUGUAAACAAUCCAGCCUUAAUAAAAGAUGGUCGGUUAAAAAUCUUAAUAGAUCAAACAGUGAGACAGAAAAAAGUCGAAGAAGACAUUUAGCUCCAUUGGUUAUCGCUAGCGAAUCUUGCGAACAUGGUGCGCAUCUUGAAGAUUGCGAAGACCCAAAUUGUCGGCAUAAAUCGCAAGAAAAUUCAAUAAUGCUCGAAGAAUUUGAAAAUAAUCAAUUCUCGAAAGAGGAAUGUGUCGAGGAAACGACAAAGAAAACAUUCUUGGAAGCAUUGAUAAUCUUUUUCGGCCUGCAUCUUCUUCGCGAUUUUGUUUACGUGAAUAUAAUUUUGGGUAUUACCUUCGCCGAUUUCGCAGAGAUCAAUUUUUCGGUCUUAACACCGUUCAUAUUGAGCGAACGUGGAUUAUCAAAAAUUGAGAUUGCGACUGUAAUGUCAAUUCUUGCUAGUUUCGAUGUGAUCGCUAGAUUGUCAAUUCCUACAAUUGCCAAGCUUGUCGGGUGGCAAAAUAGGACAUUCUUUCUAGUCGGUGUUUGUGCAAUGGCGACAGGUCGUAUUGUUUUAGCACACGUUCAAAAUUUCGGAGUUACCGUGGCAGUUGCGAUUCUAAUUGGUGCUGGAAAAGCUUUCAAAACAGUCUUUAUGGCCCUUGUACUCCCUAGUCAUAUUCCUCUGUCGAAGCUUCCGGCUGCGAUUGGUAUACAACUUUUAAGUUAUGGUAUUGUUUCAUUGACCUUAGGACCAAUAGUUGGUUGGAUUAGAGACGUAACUUCAAAUUACACAAUUAUGCUUCAUUUUUUGAACAUUUUUACGUACUUGACUGUAAUUUCGUGGUGGUUAGAAAUCUACCUUACGAAACGAAAGUCAACGGGAGCAGAAGAAGAAAAAUAAAUUAAACAUUUAACACGCUGACGAUUCAUGCCACUCUAACACCGAGUACUGUUCUUCUUCUUUUUCGUUGACGUAGAAUGAAUAGAACAUCUGGUUUCUUUUUUUUUUUUUUUUUUUUGAAUAUGGAAAUUUUCAUUAUUUAAAACAAACUUAUGAAUUAGCAGAAAAUAAUCAGUUUGUUAGUUCAGUCUCGUUUAGAUCACUGGAACUGAAUUUUCUCGACAUUUAACAAUGUUUUUCUAUGAUAUGGGAUCUUUACCAUGACAAAUAAACAAGCACGUAUCUUGUAUUUAUUUGUAACAAAAAAUGGUGUAUGAUCAUAUACAUAUAUAUUGAUAGAUAACAAAUAAUUAACAAUGUAUUUAAAUUAUGUAAAUGUUAGCAUUGAAUUUUAGAUACGAGCUUUUCUGAGAUAAGAAGAAAAUAUGAAUACUACUGAUUAUCUAACCUUUCGUAUUAUUACGAGCAAUUUUAAUUCAUUGUCAUAGGCUGAUGAUAUUUAUAUAGACUUGAAGUGCUAAAUGACGUAAAUAUAAAAAUUAGGACAACACGAUACUAUAUGAUUUUACAUUAAUAACGAAAUAUUUUCAGUUUACGCGAUAUGCAAUGACAAAGCAUUAUAAAGAUAAAGAUUAGAUUAAUCAGCGGUACGUACUUGACUUUAUCGUUUACAAAGUAGAAUUCACUUUGUGCGAAAACUUCUCUCAGUACCUGCUAUGUUAGCAAUGUAAGACUGAUAUCAACGUCGUUUAUUAUAAUUACUCUAUUAUGCUGUAAAAUUGUCUUAAUUUCGUUUAAGUACAUUGUUAUGAAAUUGUGUGAGCGUGACUCAUGUUUUUUAUGUUGAAAAGAAUGGCAAGAUGUGUUCACUAAAAAAUAUGUAAAACCUUUUACGCUAUAAUACUGUUAUUUGUUAUUAGCAAUUAAUCUAUUGUGUUAAUUUUUUAAAUUGUUAUUACUAUCAGUGUUAUUAGAAGUUAAUCUCGUUUAAAUGUAAAUGAUAUAACCAUAUGAAACGCAACAUUAGGUAAUAUAACUUUUAAAUAUACGUAAGAUGUUAACCGAACAAUUGUAAAGAAGAUUAUUUAAAAGUUAAUAUAUUUUCUAUUGUUAAUGUUCUGUGGACAAAGAUGAUAUAAAUAAAGAAGCCACUGCAAAUAAUA